CUGAAUGUAAGCUUCGCCACUGCUAUCUAUGUACUCGAAUAUAAAACUUGUAGAAAAAAAUAAAUAUACAACAUAUCUCUACAAUAUAAUAUGUUAUCUUAACUUUGGUAGUUUAUUUUUUUGCUAUGGAUAUUGUAUCAUUAAUUUACUACCUGUAUAGAAAAAGUACCUAUUUGUUGUGAGAUAGUGUUGCAUUCACUGUCGAGUAUUGCUUGCAAUUUAUUUGUUAUAAUACAACUACAUGGACUGACACAACAUAAUGUUUAUUUUCAUCGUUAGGCCGUGCCGCGGAACAAAGCUGUUUCAUAACCGAACAAUCGUUUUAUCAACUACAUGAAAUAGCUUUAACGCAAAUUGUUUUAAUAAUGUAAUACGUGCUGUGCUCACGCAAGUACCUAUUGUUUCGAUUCAAAACAAUUAUUUGGGAGUUAUGAGGUUAUGCAGGUGUUUGUGGUAUUUCACUUUGUUUAUUUCUGACAAGCGAUAGUGGAUAUAAUAUAAAUUAUGUACAUCGACUACGGGUAUAGACAGAAAGACUCAUUCAUCAAGAAAUUGGGAAAAUGGACUUGGAAAACCUCGGUCAAUUUGGGCAGAGACUUCUGUCUCAGGACCACCAUUCAUGGGUUUCAACACAUUGCUCAGCCUGGCAGAUAUUGGUUUGAAAGGUUACUUUGGUUCGGAUUGACGAUGGUAGCGAUAAUUGGGGCCGUAGGAGUAACCAGAGAUCAGUGGCAGCGGUACAACGAGAACCCGACGGUUGUUACCCUAGAGAAGAACUUCAGGACCUGGCAGUACAGCGUGCCUGCUAUCACUGCUUGUAUCGAGAACCGAGUAGAUCCUGGGAAGCUGCCUCUAGUGAUCAAGAAGUACUGGAACGUUUCACCAGAAGAUGGGAGAUACCAAUAUUAUAGCAGAUUCAUAAACGUGGUUGCCAACUCCGACCUGCUACAUCUAGAAGGAUACAACGAGUUCAAAGAUGAUGUGCAGCUGGAUGUAGACCUUCAUCAGGUUGCAGUUGAUGUGAUGCCUGAAGUCCAGAUCAAGACGAUCGUGUCGGAAGACCUGAAGGCGCAGAACUUCACGUGGACUCCCGUGAUGACGGAAGCGGGAGCGUGCUACGUCACCAACUCCCUCGCUAAUUAUGACGUCACUAUUGGGAAGGCAGAUUCGAAUGUGUCCCACUCCUCGCCAAUCGUGUGCCAUUACUCCUCGCAAGUCUGCUACAUAAUGUUCGAGAUUAUCAACGUGACCAAUUUCUACAUCCAUUCCCCGUAUGACGUAAUGGACAUCACGACUCCAGCCUCCAAGGUGUACCUGACCCUGAGCCGGUUCACAGACCUGAGCGUCAUGGAAUCCGGGUGCGGGAAAGGCGUAAGAGAACUCUCUUCUCAGAGACGCGGCUGUCUCUACAACGACGAACCGAUGAAUAAGAAAACACGAGUAUACAGCACCAACUCAUGCAGAUACUCUUGCCGAAGCCAGCUUUCUAUCAGACUGUGUGGUUGUCGCCCAUUCUAUUACUUUUAUGAAGAAGGUCCUGCUUGCUCUCCGGCUGGCAUGUCCUGCCUAGCGAAGUACUCUCAGCAGCUGGCGAGCAUUGCAGGAGUGCGCUGCGUCUGCAACCCUCAGUGCCUCGACAUCGUCUUCAGGGAAAUCGCCAUUAAAGAUACUAUUUGGGACCAAGGUAUAUUCGCGACUAGAGGCUCCGGGCGGUACACUAUCCAGGCGCCUCGGAGCAGGUAUACCAGGGAGAUUGUGUUCCACUUCCAGGAUUUGGUCGUAUCGUUUGGGGGAGCUGCUGGUCUGUUUCUGGGCGCAAGCUUCAUCAGCCUCGUAGAGAUCAUGUACUUCGGACUGGAGAGGGUGUUUAAGAAAGUAUUCCAGAAACCAGAGAAGAAGACUCACCAGGUGAAAAAGCCAAGGAAUUCAUACGAAGCCACAAGAGUAUUAGAGCUAACAAAAAUUCUAGAAGAAAACAGAGGAUAUGAACUGAAUACUAAGAUAAAGGUGUUUAAAUAUUAAAUAAAUAUAUACUAUUAUAUAAA
Manduca sexta (tobacco hornworm) is the source of this 2045-nucleotide messenger RNA. RefSeq names its product pickpocket protein 28. The record is from RefSeq and is a predicted model, not a curated record. Gene Ontology annotation, molecular function: ligand-gated sodium channel activity. NCBI's taxonomy places the organism in Eukaryota, Metazoa, Arthropoda, Insecta, Lepidoptera, Sphingidae. The coding region runs from base 505 to 2022 and encodes 505 amino acids. Gene Ontology annotation, cellular component: membrane. The transcript has 12 exons. Gene Ontology annotation, biological process: sodium ion transmembrane transport.